Messenger RNA from Solanum tuberosum (potato), 3514 nucleotides. Its product is annotated as LRR receptor-like serine/threonine-protein kinase EFR. The record is from RefSeq and is a predicted model, not a curated record. NCBI's taxonomy places the organism in Eukaryota, Viridiplantae, Streptophyta, Magnoliopsida, Solanales, Solanaceae. Gene Ontology annotation, biological process: protein phosphorylation. The coding region runs from base 1 to 3387 and encodes 1128 amino acids. The transcript is spliced from 2 exons. Gene Ontology annotation, molecular function: ATP binding; protein binding; protein kinase activity.
AUGGAGAAGCACAUUUUCUUAUUGAUACUUCUCUUUCUACUUCAAUUUCCUAUAUCAAUUGCUUCCUCAAAUGAUACUGACCAACAAGCCCUACUAGCUUUCCAAAAUCUUAUUACAAGUCCCAAUCAAUUUUUGGCUAAUAAUUGGACCAAGAAUGCAUCUUUUUGCUCUUGGUUCGGUGUCACGUGCAGUGCAAGAAGGCUAAGGCUUGUGGCCUUGGCUCUUCCUAAUUUGCAACUUCAAGGCACAAUUACCGGGAUUAGGGCAUUGCUUGUCAGAGAGCUCAAUCUCGAGAACAACUUAUUCAAUGGGGGCAUCCCUUACGGACUUGGCAAGUUGCCUCGCUUGAGAGUCAUUGAUUUUCAAAACAAUCAGCUCCAAGGAAGUAUUCCAACAAGUCUAUUUCAACACCAGAGAGUUCAAAUCAUUUCAUUGGCUUUCAAUGAACUCAGUGGUGAAAUGUGGAAAGGGCCAUGGUAUGUACCAGAACUCAAAGUCUUAGAUCUCGCGAACAAUAGCCUCACGGGUAUAAUCCCUCCUUAUGUUGGUAAUGCCACAAAAUUGAUGAACUUCGAUUUGUCUGGGAGUAGAAUCAAUGGUACCAUUCCAAUGGAAAUUAGUAAUUUGAGCCAACUUGCAUCUUUGUCCUUGGUUGAUAAUCAGUUAACAGGUUUUAUUCCUGGAUCACUGUUUAACAUUUCAUCACUACUUGGCGUAACUCUGGGAUUGAAUCACCUUUCUGGUCCUCUCUUGCUUGAUGAAGGGAAUAUUGAGUCAAAUCUGAAGAUACUAAGUAUAUCUUUCAAUCAAAUUUCUGGUCGCAUUCCUUCUAACAUAUGCCAACUCACACAGCUCAAAAUUUUGUCCAUAUCUUUCAAUAACAUAACUGGAGACAUACCCAAAAAUAUUGAUUGUCUAGCCAAGCUCGAGAUGUUCUUAAUUAGUGAGAAUGCAAUAAGUGGAACUAUUCCUACUUCAUUGGGCAAUAUUUCCACUCUGCAACAUCUUGAUUCGGGGGACAAUCGGUUGGAGGGACAAGUUCCUCAAGAAUUAGGGAAGCUAUCAAAUUUGAGGGUGUUAAACUUUCACAAGAAUUUCAAUCUUAUUGGUCAAAUUCCAAAGGCUAUUUUCAAUAUAUCUUCUUUGGAAGCGAUUGAUUUCAGUUUCAAUAACCUCUCAGGUAGAAUUCCAGCCACUACCGAUCUUCAUCUUCCGAACCUUAAAGAGUUUAUGUUGGCAUUCAAUCAGCUCGAAGGAGAAAUUCCUCAAUACAUAGCAAAUGCUUCCAAGCUUGAGAUACUGGCGCUAAAUUAUAACUUUCUGACAGUUGCUAUUCCUACUAAUUUAGGAAAUCUUCGCGAGCUGCAAUCACUGUUCCUAGAUCAUAAUCAACUUACCAAUGAACCAAGAGAGCCUAAGUUGUUAUUCUUGAAUUCUUUGGUGAACUGUAGGAUGCUGAAAUAUGUAGAUGUGAGUUUCAAUCCGUUGAAUGGCGUUCUUCCCAAUUCUAUUGGGAAUCUUUCAUCUACUAUUGAAGUAUUUGAUAUAAGAAAUGCACACAUCUAUGGCCUCAUUCCCACAAGUAUAGGCAACAUGAGCGGUCUUAUAUCCCUAGUCUUUAAUGAAAACAACUUGACAGGAUAUAUUCCUCCAGAGAUUGGUAAGCUUAAACAACUCCAAGGUCUGUACCUAUUUAACAACAAAUUGCAGGGACAUAUUCCAGAGGCGGUAUGCCAUUUAUCUAAUUUGGUCGAAUUAGAAAUGGAUGGUAAUGAACUCUCUGGAUCAAUUCCAGAAUGUUUAGGAAAUCUUGGGAUGCUACUAUAUCUUUCGUUGGGUUCAAAUGAAUUUUCACCAAAAUUUCCCUCGAGUCUUUGGAAGAUGAGUGGACUUCUCUACCUAAACAUGUCACAUAAUUCUAUAGAGGGAGAAGUUCCACCAACUAUUGGAGAACUGAAAGCCAUUGAAGAACUACAUCUUUCCGGUAAUCACUUUUCAGGCCAGGUACCAAGCAGAUUGGGAGACCUCCAAAGAUUGAAGUCUCUUGACCUAUCAAACAAUUCAUUUUCAGGCUCAAUUCCAUUAUCCAUUACCAACUUGAUGAGCUUAGAAGACUUGGAUUUGUCUUUAAAUGCAUUGUCAGGUACUAUUCCUAAGUCUUUGGAAAAACUCUCAUACCUUACAAGCAUCAAUGUUUCAUUUAAUGAUUUAGAAGGUGAAUUACCCAGUGGUGGUGUGUUUGUAAAUUCCACUCUGCUAUCAUUUCUCGGGAACAAAGGUCUAUGUGGAAUGCACAUAUUGGAGCUUCCCGCUUGUCCUAUCACUAAUCCUGGACAACAAUCAGUGUCUAAGAAACUUGUGCUAAAAAUUGUUACUCCAGUGGUUAUUUCAUUCUUUCUGAUAUUCUUGUUGGUUUCAAUUUGGAUAAUGAAACGAAAGAAGAAAGGGAAGUCCAAAGAUGUUGAAAAGGUUCUGGAGAUCAAAACUUAUCAAUUGAUUUCUUAUCAUGAGAUUCAACGAGCAACAAAUAAUUUUGAUGGAUCCAAUUUAAUUGGUGAGGGAAGCUCUGGCUCUGUGUACAAAGGCACAUUCUCAAGUGGAACUAUGGUGGCCAUAAAGGUUCUGGAUUUGGAAAAUGAGCAAGUAUGCAAGAGGUUUGAUACAGAAUGCGAAGUGAUGAGAAAUGUCAGACAUAGAAAUCUUGUUCCAGUGGUUACUACUUGUUCUAGUGACUAUAUAAGAGCCUUUGUUCUGAAAUAUAUGUCAAAUGGGAGUCUUGAGAAUUGGUUGUACAGAGAAGCUCGCCACUUGAACCUUCUUCAAAGAGUCACUGUAAUGCUUGAUGCGGCUAUGGCAAUUGAAUAUCUACAUCAUGGCAAUGACACUGCGAUAGUUCAUUGUGACAUAAAGCCAGCCAACGUUCUUUUGGAUGAAGAUAUGGUGGCGCAUGUUGGUGAUUUUGGAAUCUCUAAGAUUUUAGCCGUAAGCAAGUCCAUGACACAAACCGAGACAUUGGGCACUCUUGGAUACAUUGCACCAGAGUACGGCUCAGAAGGAAUAGUGUCGGCUAGUGGUGAUGUUUACAGUUACGGCAUCAUGUUGAUGGAGGUUUUGAUGAAAAGAAGGCCAACAGAUGAAGAGAUAUGCAAUGAAAAUCUUGACUUGAGGAAAUGGAUAACACAAUCAUUUUCAGGGAGUAUGAUGGACGUUGUGGAUGCCAAUCUUUUUUCCGAGGAAGAACAAAUCACUUGUAAAAGUGAAAUCUGCAUAGGGUCCAUGAUAGAAUUGGGUUUAGACUGCACAAAGGAAAUGGCAGAAUCAAGAAUAAGCAUGAAAGAAGUAGUGAAGAGGCUUAACAAAAUCAACAACACAUUUCUCGAAACAUAGAAGUGAUCAGCAUCUCUUCUGAUGGUGUUCUUUUCUAAGUUACUAUGAUGUGUUUUGUUUACCUCAUUUUGUGAUAUUCAGAACCUGUUUCACUUUCUUUAUUCGUAACUAUGUUUUGAAUGCUUGA